UUUCAGUAGUGCGUCUCCGCAGCGCAUCUUUAGUGCGGCCACUUUCAGUAAACAGCGCCUUGUGAGCGCACUACCUCUGCCGAAAAACACACGUCAACCACUGCAGCGGUACUGCACGGAGACAGCAGCAGGCCUGCGAGAUGCCACAAGAAGCUUGUCAGCUACAGACUGCUCGUUCUUAAUUAUCUCCAUGGCUGCUGAUGAGACCCAACAGGAGCCGGACCUGCUCGAAAUGCACCAAUUAUCUGCAGAGGACGGAUGUGCGUCCGUGUGUGCACAGAGCAAUAAGCUCCGUUAAGACAGCUGAUUAAUACAGAGUCGCUUAUCGGUGGAUGUCAGUAGUUAAAAACGGACGUGCGUUGUCUGCUCUUUACGUAAUCCUUUUUUGCGUAAUUUUGCAGCGGGUAUUGGAUGCCGCGUGGACCAGGAUUAUUUUGGCGAGGAUAUCUCUAGUGCUCUCCCCUCCUCCCUGCAUCCGUUGUUGUCCUCAACAGCAGACACACAGACUCAUUCAGGGACAAUUUGUCUGGAGCAACAUUGUAAAUAGACGAGGAGCUGUUUUAAUGAAAUCCAACAUCGCUGCAUCCCGGUUGAAGCCUUCAGUCAGCAAUGCCUGGGAAUCCUUCAGCUGCUCCUCCCUGCUGUUCUCUGAGAAUGGGAUCGUAGUGAACCAAUCUGGGAUUUAGAUCAACUGCUAGCAUGUUGCAGCCGUCCACGAGGACAGGUGACAGCCUGUUGGAAGCAUUACCUCACUGGUGCAAGCGUCCGAGAUGGGUCCUCUCCCUCACCCUCUGCAUGGCUCUCCUCUGGCUUCCAGGGGCAGCGGCAUCCACCCUAAACUGCCACAAGACGUGUAUCUGCGCCUCAAACAUAGUGAGCUGCUCCAAGAUGAAUCUGACCACCGUCCCAACGGGUCUCCCGCUCUACACUGCUGUGCUGGAUCUCAGCUACAACGAGAUAGAGCGACUGCGAUCUGAGUGGACCCCGGUCAACCUCCCGAAGCUCCAUAACCUCCUCCUCAGCCAUAAUGGUCUCCACUUCCUGUCCUCAGAGGCGUUCCUAUAUGUGAAGCACCUGCGCUACUUGGACCUGUCCUCCAACAACUUGCGACUGCUGGAUGAGUUCAUUUUUGAGCCUCUGGUCAACCUGGAGGUCCUCUUGCUGUACAAUAACCAAAUUUCCCAGAUUGACCGUUCAGCAUUCACCGGCAUGCUCAACCUUCAGAAGCUCUACCUUAGCCAGAACCAAAUCUCUCGCUUCCCCGUGGAGUUGGUCAAGGAAAAGUCCCGCCUGGAGAAACUUUCUCUCCUGGACGUGUCCUCCAACAAGAUCAAGGUGUUGCCCAUUGAUGAGCUCCGGGUGCUGCCUGCCUGGAUUAAAAAUGGCCUCUACUUCCACAGUAACCCUCUGCUGUGUCACUGUGAUCUCUACAAACUCCUCGCCCACUGGCACAUUCGAAAGCUCAACUCUGCUGUGGACUUCAAAGACGACUACACGUGUAUUCUGCCUGGCCCACAAAAAACCCAAGUGGGCAUUUUUGAUCUCAGUGGUGAAAAUAUGAACUGCAGCACGUUCAAGGAGGCAGUUCAAGAGGCUUAUCUGGAGCAGAGAAUGACCCUUGGCUGUGACACCAAACACAGGAACAUGUCAAAGACCUGGAUGUUGCCUGGUAAUGUGCCGGUGAUACGUGGAAGCAACCAGACAGCCCAAGACUUGCCAGAUGGAAGUCUGGAGAUCAAUCCAGUGAGGACUGAGGACUCCGGGACCUACACUUGCUUUGCGACAAGCGAGGUCUUCAAUGAGACGAUCUACGUGGUGCUGAAGGUUCACAACUUCACCAUGCACGGGGGCGGGGAAACCCUGAACACAGCGUACACCACCUUGGUGGGCUGUCUGGCCAGUGUGGUGCUGGUGCUCAUGUAUCUGUACCUGACGCCGUGUCGCUGCUUCUGCUGCCCCAAUAAAGGCAAGGGUCGUGGCGAGGACAGCAUCCACUCAUCCAUGCUCAGCGUGACACCGACCCACGAAGACCCAGCGCUCAAGGCCGAGCUGAACAGGCAUGUGGCGUUCAUAGACUCCAAGGACUUGCAGGGCCAGAACGGCAAGCUGAACCCCAACGGGGAUGAGGAUGAUGAUGAUCUGGAUGCAGAGGCUGGUUCUCUUAUGAAGGGCAAGAGGAAGAAGUCAGUAGCAGAGUCCAUCAGCUCCGUCUUCUCAGACACUCCCAUGGUGGUCUGAGAUGAGAUGGUGGACGCCACACGACUGGAUGUAAACGGUACAACGUGAGCCAUCUUAUAGUUCAUGUAAACUGUGACUGUGACCUUGUGGGAGGAAACGGAGUAAGGACGUUCAUCUGUAGUUGGAAAUAAGGAUCUCAAAGGGAGUAAAAAAAAACUGUCUUGUUGCCGACGAGGACAAUAAGCAGGACAUUUCCAGCAUUUUAAUCUGUAGCACUUAAUAUUUAUACUGUGAAGGAAAGGCAGUGAACAGUGGAAACUACUGAAGUCUUAUGAGAGUGAAACGUAGAUGAUAUAACGUUGAUAUCAGCACUCAGGAAGUGAUCAAAUAAACUGCUAAAGUGUGGGAAAUAUAUAUGAUCCAAUACACAGGUUGAAAUUAGAUUUUAAAAACGUAGCGUAUAUUGAAACAAUGGCUGGCUCAUAAUUAUAUUUAUUAAAAUGACUAGAAUAGAUCGUAUCUUAAAAACUAAAACAAACUAAAUUAGAGCAUAUAUACAUUUACCCCUCCUCGAUCAACACAGGGACAGAGACUUAGACAGGCAGCCAUCACCAGGCUAUGAAUACAUCUGUCGUUAACCUUGAGUCAUCUAUAGAGAAACAGCAUGCCAUAAGCCCACAUUAUAUGAGGUCUCAGGCUGAUCUGUGUAUGUGGGAUGAAGAAAAUGUGCAUUCAUCAGACGUUUAGUCACUUAUAUUGCGAGAGCAGUAGCACAAACAUUAUAUUAACAGGCCAUCGCAGGUCAUUUUCAUCCUACUUCAUAGCUGAUACUUAGUUGCACUCAGAUGUAGUUCAUCGUUAUUCUAAUUCAUAGUCAUAUGUGUAGCGAUAUAAGAGAAAGCUAUGUUAAGGGAUCAAUUUACAUAGAGGUACACAAUAGUUAACCAGCUUGAGGCAGAUCAUUGCUUAUAUAUGAAUUGUAUAUCAAAAUAGUUGCCUCUUAGUUAUUGCACAUCUACAGUAUAACCCGAGAGAAGCCUUACACAAUUAAAAACAUGGAACACCUCCAGCAGAUACGCAUUAGACGCAGGGAAGUAUUUUGUCCUGACUGAUUAUUAACAUAUUGUCUCAAUUCUAUAUACAGACAUGCACCGUGCUCCUUACAUGGACUAAUAGGCUGAGGUGCCACAAACUGCAGAGCUGCAGACUCCUCGUCUUGGCCAGGUUAUAGCAUUUGUUUCUCUCAGUCACAUAAGCAGGAGGUUAAAUACCAAGCUAAAAGCAGCGAGCUGGAGUUUAUUGUGUUCUUUCCUGUAUGUUAAAUGGGCAUAUUAUAUAAAAUCCAGACAUGUUUUAGUGAAAAUUGCUCAAAAACCUACCCUUAGUGUAUUCAUAUGUCCUAAUUUAUGUAUUUUAGUAUUUGCAGAGGCGCACAGUCAGGAGAGACAAGCCAGGCAAAUGUUUGGUGCCCCCCAAAAAAUUAUGAAAAAGGGGCCCCUGAUGACCACUUAUACUGACAAAUUUUGCAGACAACUAUAAACUAGAGUUGUUCCGAUGCCGAUAUCAGUAUAAGAAAUGCCUUUAACACUGCUGAAAAUGCUAGACUGGUUUUCAGCGAGUACCCAACUCUACGCACCGACCCCAUACCAUUUCAUUUAUUGAGACAUUUGAAAUUAGCUUCACACCUGGAUAAAAUGGCAGUUUUACUGAAAAUCAAUUCUUCUUUGCCGCUCUUCAACAGUGGCCUACACAGCCAGGUGUGCUGUGCAGCCACUGGCAACUGCUGUUUUAGCAACUCAUUCUCACUCCGACCUCGUCACAUAUUGAUGUUUUAGCCAAAACACUCAGGGUACCUUGCAUGUCAUGGACUUUCCACGUCCAUGACAUGCAAGGUACCCUGGGUGUGUUGGUUGUUGAUGUUGUGGGACACCGUGUCAAGUUCUGCCUGUUAAAUGCUUCUUCCAAGAUACACUUUAGUUUUCAAAAAACACAUAUUGUUAGGUUUAGGCAAAAAGAGGAAUUGGUUGGGUUUACCAUACCAUACCAUACCAACUUUAUUUAUAAAGCACUUUAAAAACCCAGUGGACCAAAGUGCUGUACACAAUCUAACAUAAAGUGUACAAUAGGCAUAAGACAUAAAAUAUACAUAAAACAAAGCAUAAUAAAAACAAUAAAGAUAAAAACAUAAAGUGCAAUAAAAUAACACAAUAUAAAACCAAUAAAACAUUUUAAGGCACAGCACAUAAGUAAAAUUAGUAAAUAAAAUGAGUAAUAGCAAAUUAAAAGACAUCAAUUUAUGCGGGAUCAAAGGCCAUGGAGAACAGGUGGGUUUUAAGGUGCUUUUUAAAAACAUGCAGUGAUGGAACUUUUCUGAUGUCGAGAGGCAGGUCAUUCCAUAGUUUUGGUGCUAUAACUGAGAAAGCGCGGUCCCCUCUGAGCCUGCUUGUCGUUUUGGGAACUUUCAGGAGCAGCUGGUCAGCUGAAAGUUUAGCUGACCAGCUGACCAGGGUUUAGAAAAAAAGAAUAGGAUUUAGGUUUACAGUCUUACGGACGCAGAGUUCACUCUUGGGUGAAAGUCAGUGUUUAUUGGACCCAUCCACCACUGCUCUAGCCCCACUCAGACUUUCGCCGCCUUAACUUUCGUCCUUAACCCGCCUGGUUUCCCCCUGAUGCCGUCGGAUGCCGUUAAACUAUGCCACAAGGCACUGGAUUUCGACAAACUCUCGGGCCUUGUUUUAGAGCAAGGAAGAAGAAUUGAUUUUCGGUAAAAAGUGAAACACUGGCCGUCUGCAAAAUGUUGGUAAUUUGACAAUAUUGUCAAUAUUUUACACUGGAAAGUUCCAUCAGUAAAAGAACAUCAUGUACAGUUUGCAAGGCUUUAGUUUUGAGGGGUGGCACUAGUGUUGUGAGCUACUAAAUUGUGUCUACACUUUAGGUUUCUUAAAACAAUUAUUAUUUAUGCCUAAGUGGUUUUUUGUUUUGUUUUGUUUUUUUUACGAUUGACAGUCAAAUUAGAUAACAAUAGAAAGAUAAGCAAGUCCAGGUAUGGGAAUUUGUAUCAGGAAAAAAUGGCAUUAGGACAUCUCAACUAUAAAACCCCUUAAACCUCCCGUAAUGGCAUUAUACAGUGCACUGCAGCUGCCCCAAAAAACCCUAAGCGGGGCCCCUUUUAGCAACCGACCGUCAGCUAGCUACCUGAAACUGUCAUACAUAUGUUAGGUGUAACCGUCAGCACAUGACGAGCAAACCUUUCUGCUCAACAAAAACAAAAUAAAAAACAAGAAAAGGGAAAAACGACACCAGGAGGUGCUGGAAGGCCUCGGUCAGCUUCUAUCUUCCAGAGUCUAGGACUGCCACUGAGUAUUUGAUAUUGCAUUUUGCUCAGAUGGACAAGUGUCACGCUGUUUGGCUCUGUGGUAGGUAGAAAAAGCAGCACGUUGUAAUAGCAGGUAAACAUUAGAAAUAAAACCCACAGGUUUCCUCUAGAGGAUUAUGCUGAUGAGGCUGUGUUGUCUGACAGGAGCGAGCUGAGUUAAGAGCUACUGAAAGAAAACCUGUUGUAACACAGGGGAUCCUUCAGAAGAUAACUAAGUCUUUACAAUUAUAAUUGAAUCUAUUGUGAAUUGAAUUCAUUGUGCCAGAUUUAAAACAGGCAUAAACAAGAAAGAGUGAUUUCAUUAAACAGCACGGCGUUCGUGUCAUAAUACAACAAGGCUAGCCCAGCAUAAAUUGUGUCUUUUGAUGGGAUGCGGCUUCUCUCUGCUUCCCAUGUCUUUGUCUCUCUGAGCAGGAGGGGAUAGGUGUGUUAUCGUGAGUCACAGCGACACAAAGCCAUUCUCUCUGGCUCCCUGCAUGCUGACAGCAUCAAUUCAGUCCAGAUGUGUUUGCUUUGUUUGUGUAUCUCUGUCAUUACGAGGCUGCCCUCGCUUAAGUUCAAAAGCAAUCAUUCAGCCAGGCAAUGAAUGUGAUGCCCUUUAAGUAGACGCUAAUUUGUUUAUGAGGGAAAUGCCUGGAGCUGUUAUUGAACAUUUGCUCUCCAACUGAGUCAAAUGAUUGGAAACUAUAAGAACUUAAGAAAGUAUAAUUGAGAAUAUAUUGCUCAAUGCUUUUUAGUUUUCCACUUCAGCAACACACACUCAAAAAAAUGUAUCUAUUGUCAGGUUUAUGUAUGUUAAUUACAUAUACUGUGUCAAGUCAUUCUCAAAUAAACCAAAAAAGCACCAUUAACUUAAUUCAGUAAAGUAAAACUUAAGUAGACUAUGAGCCUUUAUGUAACUAUAGCUCAUAGAAUUACAUUUAUGUAAUUUCUGUCAAUAUUCAAAAAUGACAAACAUUAAUGUAUCUGAAAUACAUAGAAUAUAUUAACAGUAAUUACACACAGGUUAUUUCCAUGAGUCAUAGUGACAUUAAUUCUCAUAGUAUAUUCAUCUUAAUUGGAUUUAUGUUUAUGUUAGAAUUACUUGACACAAUUGGAUGGAAGUUUUGACAUAACCUGACACAUGAGUGCACAUAUGAUAACACCUACAUAUGUAAAAUCACAUGCACUUUGCAAUUAACUGUCAGUAUAGCUGUCAAAUGUCAGGAGAGUGCAAUAGGUUUUUACGCAAAAUUGAUGUUAUAUUCACAGUUGCACUGUGCAACGCAGCAUCUUCUGUGUGUGGGUGAGAAAAGGAAGUCACACUUAUCAGAGAGGUGGUGUGUGAAUCAUUCCACUCUCUCACGCAUAGGAAUACCAGGUGGAAAAGGAUUGCAAAAAUACCACAAGAUGCAUUAAAAUAAAGACACAUUUAGCACUACGGCUGACUGGCUGCAAUUGGCGAAAAAUCUAUCCCAUUUUUAUGGAUCCAGCCCCUAAGUGUUGCCCUGUAGAGUUAAAAUAUAUGUGCUGUUACCUGCUUUCUCAUCAUGGAGUCAAUCUUAAACCUCUGGCCGCUCAAGGCAACAUGAGAAGCCAAUCACAGAAUCUAAAAUGACUAAAACAAUACAGAGAUAUUACAGCUGUUGAAUAGCGCACAUUAAAUUGCCAGACCAUCAAGGAAUAGCUUGUGUUUGCCCUGCAAUAACCCCGUGUCAAUCAAGAUCAAUCUGCCGUGGCUAACGGGUGAUCUUCUCCUCUGGGUUGUCACUCACAAUACAAGUCAUAGUUGUGUACAGAGAAAAACCAAGUGCUAUUGCGAAGGUCCUAAUAUAAAUGAGAAGAGGAGAGGCUUUGUUCUCUCCAAAGCAAAUCUGCCUUCCUAUAUAUAUCUAUAUAUACAGUAUAUAUAUGUAUUAAGACUCACUUUUCUGUGUUCAGUAUUGAUUAGUUGUGUACUGCUAUGUUCUACCAGUGUACUGACUGUAUUCUUGUAUAAUCUGAUGUUGUUGAUCAUUUUGCAUUUCGUCUGCCGCUGUGCUACUGUUAGUUGUUUCAACACUCAAGUCUUGACUAUAAAUGUUUAUUUUUUAAGCAGGGUGGGGUUUAGUUUUUUAUUGACAUGGGAUGUAUUUUACACUUGACUCUGCUGAAGGAUGGUUACACUGAAAAUAUGUAUUGAACAUGUCGGAAAAAAAACUGCAUAGGAGGAGUUUUGAAAUCACUGAUACAUCCUAAUGGGCAGUGAGUAUGUAGCCGUCAGUUAUUUUCAGUCAGUAUCAUAAAGCCAUAAGGGAUUCAAGGAGAAAGCAGUGCUUUAUCAGAUAAGUGGCUCCAUCAGGUGAUGUAUGGAGUUGAAGGUGUGUUUGCCGAAAGACACUUUACAACAGUGAAAGCAACAACUUUUCUGUCCAGAAGAAAAGUCAAAGAUUAUUUUUAUAAAAGCCAGGAAUGUAGGAAAAUCAAGAGAUCUCUCCACCCACACCGAUGAAUCCCUGAAACACAAUGGGUUUUGAAUGGAUUUGAAGACAGAGGGUAAAUAAAUCUUCUCAGGACUACGUCAGUUUUAAGUUAUAAUGUAAUACGAUGCACAAUUUUUCAGCAUCAAUCAGAUGUGUGGUUUGAGAUCUGUGCGGUACACAGGCCCUUUGCUAUUUGCAGUAAUGGCACAUUAACCGUUCCCUUCUCACAGAUUAGGGAAGGGAGUGGUCUCUGCCCAACAUACAGUACAUCUAUCUCCGUUCAUCUGUGUAGUAGCAAUUACGGAAACAUCCUUGAGGUGGUGGGGCUAGAAGCUCGCUGCUUAACAGUGUGCAACUACAAGUGUCCACGGGACAAGAAUGGAGCUUUUAACAGCAUUAAAAGCACUGAGUUUAUUGACCGCUGCUUCAAAGAUGAGCUGGUUGGUCACUGCCAUAAAAUUUGAAAAGGUCUCGCAGCUAAAGUGGAAUGGCUUUGCAUGGUUCGCUUAAGAGCUUCUCUGACUGCAGGAUAGGUGCAACCUUGUAGGCAUUAAAGAUAAAGAAUACUGAUCAUUUGACUUAAUAAAAAGAUCAAGAUUUA
Messenger RNA from Epinephelus fuscoguttatus (brown-marbled grouper), 8596 nucleotides. RefSeq names its product adhesion molecule with Ig-like domain 1 (gene amigo1). Gene Ontology annotation, biological process: brain development. Gene Ontology annotation, molecular function: protein binding. The transcript has 2 exons. The record is from RefSeq and is a predicted model, not a curated record. NCBI's taxonomy places the organism in Eukaryota, Metazoa, Chordata, Actinopteri, Perciformes, Serranidae. Bases 700 to 2238 code for a protein of 512 amino acids.